GACUAUAUGCGAUUGUCCAAAAUGAUAAAACAGAUUGUGUUCAUCGCUACUCUGGUGGCUGUUGUUUCAGCAGCCCCAGCAGAAAAAGACCCAAUUCCGAUUUUAAACCAAGAAAGUGAAGUGGACUACAAUGGAAAGUUCCAUUUUAGUUACGAAUCGGGUGACGGAAGUAAAGUGCAACAGGAUGGAGAAUUGAAAACCAUCGACAAAGAAAACGCAGGUGAAGCCGUCCAAGGGUUCUACGAAUAUAAGGGCGAAGAUGGCAAAACUUACAAGGUCAGUUAUACUGCUGAUGAGAAUGGCUACGUUCCACAAGGGGAACAUAUUCCUCAGACACCACCCCUGAUACAGCGCGCUUUGGCUUACCUGGCUACAGCUCCUCCACCAAAAGAUUCCAAAUACUGAUUUCGUUACAAUUUGUGAACUGCCACAUAUCUAGCUGUGUUUGUGAUUUGUAUAUUUUGUUAACGACGCAAUAAAGCUUUUUUGAAAAA
Messenger RNA from Zophobas morio, 494 nucleotides. It is a transcript of the gene Cpr49Af, whose product is annotated as endocuticle structural glycoprotein SgAbd-3. The record is from RefSeq and is a predicted model, not a curated record. Gene Ontology annotation, molecular function: structural constituent of chitin-based larval cuticle. The coding region runs from base 7 to 405 and encodes 132 amino acids. Lineage: Eukaryota; Metazoa; Arthropoda; Insecta; Coleoptera; Tenebrionidae. Gene Ontology annotation, cellular component: chitin-based extracellular matrix. The transcript has a single exon.